AAAAGAGGAAGAUAUGAUAUUACUGUAAAACAUUGAUAAAUGUAGUUAAAUUAUCGUAGGAAAUCUGGCUCAGUCAAAUAAAAAACUGCAGGAACUAUGAGGAGUUAAAAAAUAAAUUUAUUUAAUCUUUACUAACUUUUCUUCUAGAAUGUAAAAACUUCAAACUGGCUAAAAAUAUAUAAUAAUCUUGAACAAAUUGCAAGAUCAACCUGAUAAAGCAGACUGUUGUAAUGUAUCAAAUCACCAGGAAAUAUAGUAACUUUUUUACUCUGAAUUAUUUUGUAUUCACAGAUUGAUUCUAAAAAAGAGAAGAGCAUGAAGUGGUUUGAAGGUACAAUACCUGAAGCAAUUUCUGAAGCCAAAACAAGAAAAAAGGUGUUUUUAGUAUAUAUAGAAGAUGAUGAUGAAAUAUCCAAAAAAAUGGCAGAAACAUACAACAAUUCAGAAGUUUCUCAGAAACUUGAAGCUUGUGGUUGUAUAGCCUUGAAACUGAAAGCUAAAAGUGAACCCUGCAAACAGUUUUCACAGAUUUAUCCUGUUGUUAUUAUACCCUCCUCCUUUUUUAUUGGACCAAAUGGUGUUCCUCUUGAAGUUGUUGCAGGAAAUCCUGAACCACAAGAGUUUCUUACAAAGAUUGACAAGAUGUUAGAGCUUCAUCAGUCAAAUCUUGAAAAACUACCUGAUUCAGGCACUAGAGAUAAAACAACAUCCCCAUCAUCCAGCCAGAGUAGUUCAGUAGAUUUUCAGACUCCUACAAAUCAGGUUCCUGCUGCUACUAUUCCAUCUGAUGAAACUACAACUUGUGCUUCUGAAAUAACCCAAGCUACUACUAGUAAAAAGGCCAGAUAUGACAAAGUUGAUGAAGCAGAGGAUGAUCUUUCAGAGUCUUCCGUAGAAGACAAAGUAAAAAGAGCCAGAAAACUUCUGGAAGAGAAAAAGAUUCAAAAGGAAAAAGAGCAACAAGAGAAAGAAAAAAUUGAAGAAGUUGAGAGAAGGAAACUUGGUAAAGAAUUGCAGAAAUUCCGGCAACAAAAACAAGACCAGGAGGUUAAAGAAUUAGCACAAGAAAGGGCACGAGAAAAGGAGGAGGAACGUCUGGCUCGAGAAAGAGUGAAGGCACAAAUUGAACAGGACAGGGCAGAAAGAGCAAUUCGCUUUGAAAAAGCCAAAGCUAAUGAGCUUAGACAAAGACAGCUGCAGGAGGAAAGAAAAUUAAAAGCAGAACAAGAAAGAGCAGCAACAGAAGCAGCUGCCAACAGUCAGUUUGCUCGUAUUCAGUUUCGGCUUCCUGAUGGCUCAUCUGUUACUAACCAGUUCCUUGCUGAUGCUCCACUAGAGAGACUUCAUCAGUUUGUUCAAGAGUCUGUGCGUCCCCCAUUUUCUUCAUUUGUUCUAUCCACCACAUUCCCAAGAAGACAAUUUAAGAAAGAAGAUUUCCCAAAACCUCUUCGAGACUUGCAACUUGUUCCCACUGCAGUUGUACUAGUAUUACCUGAACAAGCUGUGAUACCUUCUGACAGAGGCUCUGGUAUUGUGAGCUACUUAUGGUUUCUGAUCAGCCCAGUCUUGGUGUUGUGGCGCAUCAUCUCAAAUUUUUUGUUUGGAAGUGGUGCUUCUAGUUCUGCAACUCCUUCAACCAUUGAUGCCCAAACAAAUUCUUCACCAAGCUCCAGUCAAGAUGCAACGAAUUUGAGAAACAGAAAAUCUGAUAGCUCAAGUUUUACAUAUCGUGAAGGUAACAUAUAUCGGCUCAACAACCAGCAAAAUGACAGUGAUGAUGAUAACAAUACGUGGAAUGGUAAUUCAACUCAGCAAAUGUAAAAGAAAAAAAUAGUGACAUAGAAGCUGUUUUUGGAUGUAUUUGAAGUUUAUGUGUAUAUGUAAUCAAUCAUACAUUAAAGGGACAGUGGUUAAAUUAAAGCUAAAAAUUUUGGAUUUAAGACAGUUGCAAAUUCUGAAGGAUGGUAGUUUAUUAAAAGAUUAGUCUUGAAUAGCAACACAGACCUAUAAAUCCAUAUAUAUAUAUAUAUAUAUAUAUAUACAAAACAAAUAAAAAAAAAUGCAGUAUUAAGUAAGAGUAUAAGUUUCAACAAAGCUAGGAAAAACUUUAUUCAAUAAUUGCCUUUGUAAAAACUAGUAAAGGAUAUUUUUUUCCAGUAUAACAGUGAGUGAGCUUCUAACCUUCUUUUGUUAACAGUAGUAAUAAAUCUAACUGUUGUAACGCUGUUUAAUUAAAUCUUUGGUAUUAAAACAAAACAGUAGUUUUGUUUGUAAGUUACAAAAAACACAUGGGUGUCACCAUUUAUUCAACUUUUCAGUAAAUGUUUAACUAAAUAGUAUCCUGAUUAUCACCUUAAAGUUUGCAUUUGACUUGUAGGUAAAGAAUAAAUUUUUGUGCUCUGAUUUAGCAGCUUAGAUAUGUUAGAUAAAAUAUGUGCAACUAAUCCCAGAAAAAUGACUUUUAUUUUAAGUGAAUGUCAAACGUAUUUUAGGCUUUACUAUAAUAUAAUCAUGCUUUCCUAAUGACGUUAAUAUAAUGAAACUUUCAGAAAAUAAAUAAUUUACAAACCUUU
Molecule: messenger RNA, 2573 nt
Organism: Limulus polyphemus (Atlantic horseshoe crab)
Lineage: Eukaryota; Metazoa; Arthropoda; Merostomata; Xiphosura; Limulidae
Product: UBX domain-containing protein 4-like
Exons: 14
Coding region: 316-1821 (501 amino acids)
Molecular function (GO): protein binding
Source: RefSeq, a predicted model, not a curated record